UUCCACCAUGCGCCAGAUAUCGACGUUGUAUUAUGCAAAAUUUGUGGUUAGUUCGUGUUUAGCCCUUAUUCGGUAUUGACGUUUUAAUUUACUCUGUAUCCGUGUACGCGGGUUGUGUCAAUGAAAUUCAGAAAAAAGUGUGUGCAUAUACAUAAAAAUACAUAUGUACAUUCGAUUCUCUUUUGGACAAAACGGAAGUGUGUGGGCAUUUUAAUUGUCGUUUGCUUGCCAUCUCGGCAUUUGGACAAUACUACGUCCAUAAAAUAGUUAUACAUAUGUAUAUAAUCAAAAAAUAUGAUUCAAUGAGCUAGAAAUAUUAAAUUUAUAGUUUGAAAGGUGGCACAAAGAAAAAACUGGUAAUGCUACGACUCUGUUUGCCAAAAAAAUCGAAAAUGUUUAUUGUGUGUAUUCCUAAGUGUGGAUGAACGUGAAUACGAAUCCAGAUGCACAUGCAAUUAGGAUUUUGUGUAUUGAUACAAAUUAAAAAACCUUAAAUAUUCAUAUACAAUAUGAAUUUUAGGUUGCACAUUAAUAUUUACUUAUGUGCUUACAUAUGUCUGUGUCUUUGAAAACUAUAUGUAAUUGCAUUUGAGUUGAGUGCAGUGAGAAAUUCAAUUAUUCCAAUCAUUUAUACAUAAAAAUUUGCAUUUGUAACCAGCAAAAACAAAGGUACAAAUGAAUUCACUCAUUUGAUUACAUCAAUAAUGUGAAAACGCAAACCGUACAAUACUCGUACAAUAUUAUAAGUUAAAGUGAUUUUUUUUAAACAAUCAGAGUCAUUCAAAAAUCGAUUCCGAAAAAGUAAAGUUUUACCUGUGAGUUUCUUAAACCGAUGCCUAAUAGCAUAUAUAAUAUUUUGCGUAAAAGUAGCAAUAUAAAGAUUACUAUUUUAUUAACAUAAAUACUAAAAAUAAAAAACGGUUCAUUAAAAAAGGUAAAACCUAAAUAAGCACAUAUAUUUCGAAAUGAAAUAGUUAACGAAUAAAAAUAAUCUUGGAAUGGAAAGAGGGAUAAAAAUGAAGAAAUUAAAUUAAAAGUGUUCACUAAUCAAGAUAUCCCUUAAAUUAAAUUACACGGUGAAAAAGACAUGCUAUCUUGAAGAAACGCAUCCAUAAAUACAAAAUGGUACGGCGAUUAGAACCAGAAAAACGGAAAGACAGCAAGACUGAAAAUUCAUUCACAAGGCGAAACAUUGAAGAAGCCAACAGCAAAUGGCGACUACGGUGCCCAUUUCAUCUAUACCAAGUUUUUAGUUGGCAACAAUAUCGAAGAGUUCGCCUUCUUAAUUGUCGUGUAAUGCCCAAUGGAUAUUUUUUGCUCCUGCUUGUCACAGUUCUCCUACCUCCUUCAUUGGCCCAACAGCAAAAGUUUCGUGUUACUCCAUACGAUCUUCAAGUGCUUGAAGGUGCAGAAGCCAUGAUGCGAUGUGAAGUAUCUAAUCAAGCAGGUGCUGUGCAAUGGACGAAAGAUGGGUUUGCCCUUGGCUUCUCAGCCGUUAUUCCAGGGUUUAGCCGUUAUUCGGUUUUGGGAGACCGAAAGCAAGGCGUAUAUAACUUACGAAUAUCGAAUGCUUCUAUCACAGACGAUGCAGAAUAUCAGUGUCAAGUAGGACCGGCGCGACUUAACUCAGCUAUCCGGGCAAACGCAAAGUUAACUGUAAUAUCUUCACCUUCGUCCAUUGAAAUACAAGGUUAUGCUCACAAUUCAAAGGUAGAAGUGAGGGAAAAUCAGGAUUUGUCGUUAAAUUGCAUUGUAGAGAAUGCAAAGCCAGCUGCACAAAUAAUUUGGUAUCGAGGAAACGUGGAAUUCAAACAAGGACAACGCGUUGAUAAAGUUGAAGAAACUUCUUCAAAGCGAUAUACUACUAAGUCAACCCUGAACAUAAAACCGAAUGCUGAUGAUGACUACACGGAAUACACCUGCCAAGCAAAGCACAAAGCAUUGCCACCAGACAUGCCGAUGCGCUCGACUGUUCAACUUUCCGUUCUUUAUCCUCCUGGGCCUCCCUACAUCGAAGGCUAUACACAGGGCGAAAUUCUGCGAAGGGGUCAAACAGUGGAACUGAUAUGUCGAAGUAGAGGUGGAAAUCCACCAGCGCAAUUGAUUUGGUAUAAAAAUGGAUCCCAAAUACGGAUGGCUUAUAGGACUGCUGGGCGCCUUUCCGAAAACAUAUACACCUUUACUGCAGAAGCAAGCGACAAUAAUGCACGUUUUCGAUGCGAAGCUAGCAACGUUAUGUCUCAAACACCUUUGAAAGCAGAAAUAGAUAUAACAGUACUGUUUGCUCCAACGCAUUUAUCCAUUUUGGGCCCUACUGAAGCGCGCGUUGGUGACGUAGUACCUUUAACGUGCUCUACUGCUCCAUCUAAUCCACCAGCGGAAAUAAAAUGGAUGGUUGGUGGCCGCCAAAUUCGUAAUGCGACUGCAAAGACAAAUGUCAGCCCUGAAGGCGGAUGGAUUACUGUUUCGAACAUAACAGCAACGGUUGAGCCUAAUAAAAAAUCUCUUGUAGUAAUUUGUCAUGGACUCAAUAUGCAGCUAACAGAGAACGUUGUUUCAACACAUACAGUAAAUAUUUUGUAUCCGCCGUCUUCCCCAAUAAUCUCAGGAUAUAUGGAAGGGCAAAUUAUACCAGCGGGUUCUGUUCAGAAACUAUUGUGUGUCUCCUCGGGCGGAAAUCCCUUAGCUACACUCACUUGGUAUAAAAAUGAUAAACGGAUUAAUUCAGUGAUACGUACGGCCGAUAAAUCUGUUUCUGCCGAAAUAACUAUUCUGGCAAAUGUAACCGAUAACCAGGCUCAAUAUCGAUGCGAAGCAUCUAAUAGUGCAACCGAAAUACCCUUAUUUGAGAGCACUAUUCUCAGCGUUCAUUUUGCACCUGAAACUGUUAAAAUUCGUGUUGAACCAGAAGAACUUAAGCCUGGCGUGGAAGUGACUAUAGUUUGUGACUCAAGUUCAAGCAACCCACCAGCGAAACUUACUUGGUGGAAAGACGGUAUUCCUAUUGACGGCAUAAAUAAUUCAUCUAAGCCUGGAUUGUGGGGUGGUACGGUCUCGACUUUGGAGUUUAAAGUGAACGUCUCUCAGGAAAUGAAUGGUGUGGUGUACACAUGUCAGAGCGCAAAUGAAGCAUUACAGCGAAGCGUACAUGAGGCAAUCUGCUUAAAUGUUCUUUAUCCACCACUGUUCCUUCCGCCUCCGUCAUCUACAGCUGUAGGCGUUGAAGGAGAAUCAUUACAAGUUACUCUCAGCGCUACAGCAAAUCCAAUGUCUAUUUUGUACACAUGGACAAAGGAUGGCUUACCCGUACCUUCAACUUCCACCAGUAAUGGAGGCGCCGAACAUCGAAUAUAUGCCGACGGAGCUAACCUUAACUUUACAAAGCUAAAUCGGAAUGAUGCUGGAAUUUAUUUAUGUGAAGCCAGCAAUUCAGAGGGUUCUGCUAAACUUAACAUUACCAUUGUGGUAGAAUAUGGCACUUCAAUAAAAACUAUAUCCGAAAACGUUGUAGUAAAUCCAGGCGAAGAUGCAAUGUUAUCAUGUACUGUAGAAGGAAAACCGUUAACUGAGGAGCAUAUUAAAUGGGAGAGAGUUGCUUAUGAUAUGACAAUAAAAACCACAACUUCUUUCGUCAAUGGCACUUCAUAUCUUCAUGUAAAAAAUGCACGCCGGGAAGAUGUCGGAAGUUUUCGAUGCAUUGCGGAUAAUCGUGUUGCUAAUCCCACAAACCGCGAUGUCCAACUCAUUGUCAAAUUUGCGCCUGAAAUUGACAAAUCACCAACAUUUCUACGUGCAGCGAGUGGAACGGGUGAGCGAGGUCGUCUACCAUGUCGUGCUCAAUCUGCUCCAAAACCAAAGUUCAUCUGGCGUCAAGAAGGCAAAGAUCUACAAGUAAACCGCACCUAUAAAUAUGAAGUUGAAGAAAGGAAAAUUGACUCAUUGACAUAUGAAUCCACUCUGAUAAUUGAAAAAGUGGCACCAGCCGAUUAUGGCGCUUAUGAAUGCAUGGUAAUAAAUGAAUUGGGCCAGACUACGGAAUCGAUUCGGUUGGAUAUUACCUCCCAACCCGAUACACCACUUAGUUUAAAUAUAUUAAAUGUUACACAUGAUAGUGUGUCUUUAGCGUGGACUCCGGGAUUUGAUGGAGGAAUAAAAGCAUCUUAUAGGGUUCGAUACAGAGAGGCAAGCCGGGAUCAAUAUAAAUAUAUCGACAGUUUGCCAAACAGCCAUAAGUUAACCAUAACUGGCUUAAAAACAAACACUCUGUACCUAUUCUCUGUAAUGGCAUACAACGAUUUGGGAAGCAGUAAAUAUCUACCCGAUUUACAACGAGCGCAAACGAAAGAAGCUCCGCCACCUUCUCAGCCAGCCUCAUCGUUGGGUGGACCACCGACAACUACUUCCACACCAUUAGGAGGCACUUCUGGUUUACUCUUGCUAGUCGGCGUUAUUUCUGGUGUGACGGUAGUACUUUUAAAUAUUUUCAUCAUCGGAUGUUGCCUGCACAAGCGCAAUCAAAAACGACUUAAACGAGGAUUGGAUAUAUCGACGGAAGAGCUAACUGAGGACUCAAGUACUCCCAAUCUGGUAAUACUUGGAAUUUGCAUGGCAGCAUUUGGUUUUUUGGUGGUCAACGCUGCUUUAGUCGCUUGGUUUUUUGUACAUAAUCGUCGGAAGAAAGCUGAGAGUGAUAAUCAACCAGGCAAAACAGCAACAAUAGAAAUGUAUGCGCCGAGCUCCUAUAACGAUACCGUCACAGGCGAGACUUUGUCUAGUGUUUCAGAGAAAAGUGAAUCGUACUCAAAUGAAGGAAGCCAAGCGGAAUACACUGAUGAAGCCCGUAAGAAAGCAGCUUCAACGUAUUUGGUCGAAAGUACAGAUAUGCCGCCUCCUCGUUAUCAAAAAGAUGGUACCAUGCCCAUUGUAUAUCCGAACAACAUAGUUAAUGCACGAACUUUACCACAUCCGCGUCACCACAGUAAUGUUACAAAUAUAUUAGAUCACCGAGCUCACGAUGAUCAAAUUCUCAUCAACAAAGGAGUGUAUAUUCCGUCCCCUUCGCCAGCGCCGCCGCCUGAUGGUUCAUAUUAUAAUAUGAAUAGUGACAGAUAUCUUUCGUACCCGCCUAUGGAUUAUUCUCCACAAAUGGAUUUUGCAACUCCUCCACUUCCCAUGACGCAUCUUCAACCUAUAUCUCAAGCAUCUAUUAUUAGUGGUAACGCCAUGAUGGGAUCAGUUGGCGGUGGUAGUGGUACCCUUCGUCGAGGCAUUAUGCGUGGAGUUGUAGGCAUGCCACCGCCAGACGUUACUCAACUUACAAGUACGAGUAUGCCUGGCACAAAUAACAUCCAAAUUCUACAUGAACUGCAUCCAAUAAAUAUUUCGAAUAAUUCAUGCUCCACUCAAACCACAAGCAUAACAGGCAAUGGAAGCAUGAUGUCAACUAUCCCAAGCUGUACCUCUAAACAACCUCAGAGCAUUCUGAAGGAUCCAAAUAGGACUAAACCUCAGCAACAGCUUUUAAGUGCAAAUCUUGUAGGUGUGGGUGUGCCCACAGCUUCUGGUAGCCUUCAAAUUCUAAAUAUUCCCACAUCUGCUGGCAUCAGUGGAAAUUUACUGAUGACUGCGAGUGGAACAUACGAUCCGGCAAAUCUUAGCACAUUUAAUACUACAACAGGCACGACAUUGGCUUAUACCGAUGCCGAUGGCCACUUGGUAUAGCUGUAGGCGAGCAAGCGACCACCGAUGGAAGCUGCACUAACGGUAAUUAGUGCCUCUUCGGAUACCGCUGCUGUUACAGCCAGCCCCAAUAGUGCACGCUAUUGACAAACAAAUAAUACUCGUACAAUUGCACAGGUCAAAGUGAGAAAAUAUUGCAGAAAAUACAUUAAAUAGGCAAGAGAAAAAGAUACUGAGACUACAAUUAAGGGUAAAUUUAAGCUUAAAUUUAAGACUAUUACGUAUCAACCUAAACGACCUGAUGCUGAUAUGGUUGCAUUAAAAUUGUCAAACGUAUGACAAGUGCCCAACUAAUUUCCAUCAUCGUAAUGUAUGCACUGAAUCCAAAUUAACAGUUUUACAGUUCGUUUAAAAAUGCGAUCGGUUAUUUGUUAUAGAAAAUGUAAUAAAAAUAAGAAUUCUCGUUUUUGGAGUAUGAGUUGUUCUGUUUGUUGUUUCUGCUAUACCAUAUUUAUAUGGAAAAUAAAACAAGAUUUAUUACAUAUUUUCUAAAAAAUUCGCGUGUUGAUUGUGAGGAGUUAAACUCAAUACAUAUUACUACCAUAUGAACAGUUAUUAUCAACUAAAACAUUGUGCACAAAUUUUCUUCUAUGACUGGGGAGAUGAAUUCGGAUUAUAUUUACAUAUAUCUGAACUAUAUCCACCUACAUAUCUGACAUCUAUCGAAGGCUAAUCGCUGUACAUUCCUGAAAUUUGUAAUUGAAUAUUAUUGUUUUAAAGAGUGAUUAAUCCAUAUGAAUCCGCGACGUUAGCUUCUAAGCAUCCUUUAUUUAAUGUUUCGCCGAGCUUUUUCUCUAAUUAGUGCAUUGAGUCCGUGUUUAACAGAAUGGUAGGAACGCACAAACCUCCUCGGCAACGAUAUAAAAACUUUGUUUCGCUAUGAAGUCGAAAGUAUGAAAGCUAAUUAUUUAUAUAUAUUUGCAUGAUUCAGUGUUAAAAGGUUUGGUCAGUAAGCAGCAUUUCCGUUCCCGCUUGACAAAUCGACUCCCUUAGCAAGAUACUGCGUUGCUAACUCUAGAAAUUUUGAGUAAAAGUGGAGAAAAGCAAAAUUUUUAAAGCACCAACUCGCUCAGAAGUUUGCACUUGUAUGUCCAGGAUCAUUAUGCCAUGAAAUGCAUCCUGACAUACCACUUAAAUCAGAGCAUCAUAGAGCAAUUCUUUGGAUCAAUGCGUGCGAAAGAUAGACUUUUUGACAAUGUGAGAUCAAAGCAUUUCAAACAUAGGUUACGGAAGUACUUACUAGGUAAGGUUGCCUUAAAAAUUCAAAAAUUAUCAAGAAGAGUACUUUUAAUAACAUGUAAUUGCUGUUCGUGGUAACGUGCAAACUGAUGCAACCACAAGGGGAAGAGUUGGAUAGUCUCAAUCAGGACGCUAUGGUAUACAUAACUGCCUACCUUUAAAUUUGUUGAAUGAAGUGUCCAGAGCACUUUUGUAAGGGAGUGUCAAAACUCGAAUGCCAUAAGUGAGCAAACAUUCAAUAAUUGAAUCAUAACGCAUAUGCAUGUAUGUAUAUAUAAGUAAUUUUUUUUAAUUUUGAAGUGUUCUGAAGGCUUAAAAACCCAAAACCGAAAAUAUUUUCCGAAGGAAAAUUUCUCUGAAAUAACAAAAAGCAAAGAUAUUACGUACAUACUGGAAAAAUAGCUAGCUUUGUUAAGCACGCACGUGUGGAAUAUUGCCAUUACCCACUUCUCCAAAGUUCAAUUUCAGCCGAUCAAACUCGAAUCAUUUGGGUUGUAAUAGAAUUGGAUUUUUGCUGUACUCCUGUCACAAACUAACUUCUAAAAGUUUUGACGCUAAGUUUAACUUAAUGCUGUUAACCAAAGUCUUUAUUUUAAUCGGGAUAUUACGUUUUUUAGUUAACCACUCCUAUGUUCUAACACAAAAUUUUCUUAUCGAACUCUAAAUAUUUAAUAUUUAAGUUUGUGAACAAAAAAAAACAUCAGUGCAUUUCUGUUAUAAAAACAAAUUUCGGUCAAAGUUUAAAACGAAGCAUAAUUCUCUCUUUCAAAAGUUUGAAAGGUUUUAUAACAGUAGACAUUAAAAAAUUACCACAUUCAGUCAUGCACACCAGGUACAGUGAAUAGCUGGAAUCAUAAGAUCGGUUAGGUACUUGUUAAAUACACACAAUAUAUACAAAUGUGCUUACUUGAAGCAAUUAAAGGAGUAAGAAAAGAUUUGCCAAAAGCCGACUGAAAUUUAGUAACAUUUUGUUCCAUUGACGAAACAAAAGAAAUUUUUAUUAAAACCUAGACAAUUAAUACAUAUGUAUGUACAUAUAUAAUAACACAAUAAACAUGCUGUACAAUUUCUUUAUAGCUAGUAUAUAGAUGAAAACAUUAAUAAAUAGCUUACAAAUAUGAAUUCGCCAGAAUUAAAGAAAGAUCGAAUCAUGUUAAUUAAUAAUUAGGAUAUUUACAUAU
Molecule: messenger RNA, 8159 nt
Organism: Anastrepha obliqua
Lineage: Eukaryota; Metazoa; Arthropoda; Insecta; Diptera; Tephritidae
Gene: sns
Product: nephrin
Exons: 22
Coding region: 1123-5721 (1532 amino acids)
Biological process (GO): cell-cell adhesion
Cellular component (GO): cell-cell junction
Molecular function (GO): cell adhesion molecule binding
Source: RefSeq, a predicted model, not a curated record